GCUGUUAAUACGCGUGCGUGCGCGGGCGCAUCGGGAAGGCAUGCAUAUCGUGUAGCGACACGUGUCGGAAAAAGAGACGCUGUUGUGGAUGUGCAACGUUCCAAACUGCUGGACCGACGAACGAGAUAUUGAUUCGCUCACUCAAGCAACGUGUGAUGACACAGGAGUGGGCGCGGCUGUAAACAAGAAAGCGGAGCAAAGAGGGUGAAAAUGAACAUGCACUGCCAAUCACUGACAUGAAUGAUAAAAAGAUGUGCCAGGCUGUCCAAGGGUCUCUGGAGAUGGCACACAAAUGUGAAGAGGAAGUCCCAGAAGAGAAGAAUUUCACUUUAGACAAGGCUAUCCUUAUAAUGUGUACUACGGAGAGAAGUAUUCACAUUAAGAAAGAAGACUGCGAAUGGGAAUCUGUACACUUUCAACAUGAGAAUCCUGGCAUUAACAAGGAGAUGGAUUGUGAAAAAGUGAUUAUAGACAUUAAGCAAGACUUUGAGCAGACAUCUGGCUUGCAGAAUUGUGAAAUUUCAAGCAGUUCAGAGGAAGACGCCAUUAAAGCAGAGUCUUCCCCUCUGAGUAUUUGCCCAGCUGUGGAGGUAACUGAAUCAUCAGCUCAGAUUUGGAGCAGACAUUACAAUGAACAUUCUCUUGGCGUGAGGUCCGAAUCCCUGGAUUCAGCACCAAAGAUGGUAGAGAAACCAGCAUCUUUAAGUUGCUCUGGAAAAAACUCCCAAGACGAUGGCAGCUGCCCUGUGUCUUCACCUAAUGAGGCAUCACGUCCGGACAGAGUUGCAGGUAAACUAAAUCAGAAUGGAGCUAAGAUGCGUGCUGUUGGAGAACGUGGCAAGAAUUCCUGGCGUAAAAUUUGUCUUCUGGCACAAGUCAGAAGCCAUAAUGGAGAAACCCUUUUUUGCUGCACAGACUGUGAUAAGCAAUUUACACGAAUCAAUUCUCUUCAAGAGCACAAGAGAGUUCAUACUGGAGAGAAGCCAUAUUGCUGUAUGGAGUGUGGCAGACAGUUUUCUCGAAAGAAUUGUUUUUAUGCACAUAAAAAAGUUCAUAAUGGGGAGAAGCCAUAUUGCUGUACGGUAUGUGGCAAGAAAUUUGCACGGAAAAGUUCUCUUCGAAUACACAAUAAAUCUCAUACUGGGGAAAAACCCUAUUCCUGUACUGAAUGCAACAAGAUGUUUACCCUCCUAAGUAGUCUUCAGAGGCACAAACGGACACACAAGUUGUCAUAUUGCUGUACGAUAUGUGAACAGCAAUUCAGCAAUGCAGGUGCUCUUCAGGAACAUGACAGAACUCAUACUAGAGAGAAGCCCCAUUCAUGCCAAGAAUGUGGCAAGAAUUUCAAGUGGAAAAGCUACCUGCGUAGGCACAAGCAAAUGCACACUGGAGAGAAGCCCUAUUCCUGUAUAGAAUGUGACAAGAAGUUCAGUCAUGCAAGCAGCCUGAAGAGGCACAAGAGACUUCACACUGGGGAACGGCCAUAUGGCUGCGUGGAGUGUGGCAAACAGUUCACCUAUUCAAGUGCUCUCCAAGAGCAUGAGAAGAGUCACACUGGAGAAAAGCCGCAUUGCUGUGCAAAAUGUGGUAAGCAGUUCUCAACUUUAGAUGCUCUUCAGGAACACGAUAAAAUUCACCCUGGUCAGAAUAUCUAUUGCUGUCACGAAUGUGGCAAACAAUUCAUGUGGAAAAGUCACUUUGACAUACACAAAAGAAUUCACACUGGAGAGAAGCCAUAUAGUUGUGCCUUGUGUGGCAAGACAUUCGGACAUCUGAGUUCUUUUCUGAAACACAAGAAAAUCCACACAGGUGAGAAGCAAUAUUUCUGUAAACAGUGUGGCAAGUGCUUUACCCUAAAAAACUGUCUUCAAGCCCAUGAGAGAAUCCACACUGGGGAGAAGCCCUAUUGCUGCAAUGAAUGUGGCAAGCGAUUUCGGGCGUUUGGUACUUGGUCGAGACACCAGAUCGUUCAUACUCAGGAGAAGCCAUAUGGCUGCAUUGAAUGUGGCAAGCAAUUUAGGGCGUUUGUUACUUGGAAGAGACACCAAAUCCUUCAUGCUGGCUAGAGGCCAUAUUGCUGCAAUGAAUGUGGCAAGCGAUUUACAGCGAUUGGAGACACAAGUGUUCAUAUCACUGUACAGAAUGCGGCAAGAGAUUUGUACAAGUAGAUCAUCUUCAAAGUCAUAGAAAAAUUCACACAAAACAGAAAACCAGCCAAACAGAAAUGGAGACUGCUACUCUUUGAGAAACCGUAUUACUUUCAAGUAAUGAUCCUUAACCUUUUUUUGACUCACGGACCCCUUUAAGAAUCUGAUGAAAGCGAUAGACCCCCUUCCCCAGAAAUAUUCACACAAACACAAUUUGCAUGCAACGAAUAGAACAUUGUCGGGCAACCAAUUUUCUAGGGGCGCCGUGAAAACUUUUGUAAAAUAUUUAAAAUUGGUAGUGUUUUUGAACUUUUGGUUGAUUAAAAAGAUAAUGUUUAAAAAUAUAUAUGUUAUGUUGUUAGAUAACUGAACAUCAUACGGAAAUGAAGUCUAAGAAACGCGAGAGACUUCAAGUGAUCGACAAGGGAA
Molecule: messenger RNA, 2576 nt
Organism: Polypterus senegalus (gray bichir)
Lineage: Eukaryota; Metazoa; Chordata; Cladistia; Polypteriformes; Polypteridae
Product: gastrula zinc finger protein XlCGF26.1-like
Exons: 3
Coding region: 237-2066 (609 amino acids)
Source: RefSeq, a predicted model, not a curated record